Messenger RNA from Ostertagia ostertagi, 498 nucleotides. NCBI's taxonomy places the organism in Eukaryota, Metazoa, Nematoda, Chromadorea, Rhabditida, Trichostrongylidae. The record is from the annotation of a GenBank genome assembly.
AUGGAGCUCUUAGUGGAGACGGUCAAUAAACUGAAGGAGGAACUAACACAACUGAGAGCCGAAUUUGAUACAUUAUUGCCGAUAGUAGAGGGUCUACACGAGCAAAUACUUGCAGGCCGCGAACAGGGUAGAGAAGAAGAAAGCGAAGAUGAUAUUGAAGAUGUCUUCGUAGACGAAGGUGCUAUAGCGAAGGAGUUGUAUGAGCCAUCGCGGUUUGAAAUGUGCCAGUUCAUACUUGAUCUACAAAAGGUGGAGUACAAAGAUAAUCCAGACGAGAUGGGAAUCGUUGUAGACAAACGUAUAAUACAAGCAAAGGUCAAUUCUAUGAAAGAGAACUUUUUGGAAUUUUUUGACGUAUCCGAAAGUCUUCGCGAGCUAUUAUGGAAGGAUAUGAAAGAAGUCUUGAAUGAGUACGCACACGAGAGAAAGAAAUGGACGGAACGAGAGCAAAGGGCAACAGAGGCUGCGAACAACAGCUCAGCCGCUCUUCCUAAGUGA